AACAGGGCGUGCGUCUCAAAAGCCUGUCAUCGGUCCUGACGCUAGACAGUAUCCGACAGAAAUCUGAUGGCGCGAACAGCAAGACAGCUCAGCGUGGAUCAGGAAGAAAGAGAAGAACACAAUGCGGAGAUCGUCGAUAGACCUAAUCCGCCACAUCGUCUGCGCGAGGACAUUGAUAUGACAGAACUCUUUACAAUGAAUGGAAGACCAGCGCGAUUUCACUUAAAGACCUUGGGCCUUGGCAGACUUACCCCAGGAGAGGUCGAGGCGUUAUCUAUCCGAAUCACAGAGCACGGUGGAGAGAUUACCGACAGGGAAGAGUCAGCCGACACGAUCCUUGUCCACCUUGAGGGUGUCGAUACUCUGAGAAGAAAGUACUGGGAUUCGCGAACGGUCUGGGUAGAAGAGCUGAAAUUCGUGAGGAUCUGUAUUAACACGAAGCAGUAUGAGAAGAAUCUAUCCAAGCCGAUGCGCAAGGGAAUGGGUGGGCGGCCUGGAGGGUAUAGGCGCGUUGCGUUUACUCCUGAGGAUGAUCGACAUCUCUGCGAGUUUCUAGCAUCUGUCAUCCCGGAUGCUGAAGCUGGUGGGAGGUUUGGGCCAGAAAUCUACCGAAGGCUGGUCGCUUCCAGUGAAGAGUUUAGGCAUAGAAGGUGGGCCGCGCGGCACACAGCGUGGUCCUGGCUGGAGCGAUACAGAAACAGACAUGCGAUCCUCGAUCCAAUUAUCAACAUUUUGGCGGAGGAAAAUCCUCCUCGUCCCGAUGGAAAGGGCCUGUACGAACGUACUCGAUUCCUAAAUCCGAAGAAACAGCUCUACAGGAUCGAAGACUUCGAGGUCUCAGGUGAAGAGGAGGAAGACGACUCCGCGGCGGACGUCGAGCAGGCUUUGCUUGGCGAUGGUCGGAAGCGCGGACACUCCGCAGGCGAUGAUGAUGAGCAGGACGAUGAAGAAGAGCGGAGCAAAAGGGCUAGACACACGGACGACAAUCUGCGUAGCUCUCCGGUGGAGCAGGGACGAAGGGCACGAACUCCUGCAUCUGGUCGGGCAGUAAGGGCGUCGCUCUUUGAAAUUGGAGGCAUUUUUGAUAGGUCAAGUGAUGAUUUGCUCCCUCAAGAUGAGUUGUUGGAAGUGCAGUUCGAGCUAGAUGUCGAUAAGAGUUUCGAAUUGUCUCAGCGAUCACCAGACAACAGGCAAAUAGGUCCCGAGGAUGCGGGACCAUCUGGCACCCAAUGGACAUCCCCAGCUCGGCGCCUCGAUACGCAAGGGACUCCGAGAUCCAUCAGUCAAGCACGUCCGCGACCCCGUCACGCAUAUCGAGGCACGCAUCCCUCAGAGCCCCAUCGCCCCUCUCAGGCUACAACGAGUUCCCAGGCCACUCUCGUCGGAACGGCGCAGCAACAGCGUGAAUCAACAGGUGCUGAGCAAGAUAAAGAUGAUCGCUACGCUGGGCCGACCCAAGUCCAACAGCCGGACGAUGCUCCAGCUGCUGAUGCCGCUAUCAAGUCUUCGCAGUCACAUUUAAUCCAUUCGGCGCCCAUCCAUGAAUCACGAACAAGAGAACGAUCAACUACUGGCGAGAACGCCCCACAGGUUUCUCAGAGGGUAGAUGUAGAUGCCCCUUCCAGAAGCAACACGAGUGGAGAUGCUGAGGAGGUCGAGAAUACGCUAGGUGAUGCUUCACAGAAGCGUCAUCCGUUCGAGGACAUCGAUAGCGAUGAUGAACGCACCCACCUGAGCCUGCUCUCUGCAGCGAGGGAAGCGCAUGCAAGUCCGCAAGCCUCAAUACAGCGCAGUGCGAGGUCUACAUUCUCUCUACGAGCAGUCAAUAACCCUAUGGCCACUCCCAGCGGUCCUCAUGCUCAACGGUCCCGAUCGUCCUUCGCAGUAUUGACCGACAUAUCCGGCGGGGCAAUGCGAUCCCUCUCUCUCAAAGCAGCAUCGUAUCCUGCAAAUGUUGCUGUGUCCGCGUCGCAGCGACCUCCUUCGACACCCGUCAACAGCUUUGGCCAGGCAGCUGAACGCGGUACAAUUACUUCUGAUAGCGAUAGUGUUCCUCUGCAGGGCACGCGUGCAAGGGAGGAGAGGUCCCGCAAGCAGGAUGAGCAGGCAAGAACAACGUAUACUCCUGCCACUGGUACUCGAGCUGCUAGCAACCUCAGCCUGCGCAGUCGGCGCAUACCCCGCGUCGGCUAGAACAAGAGGCGACGAUGGACACCUCCGAUCGAUGUGACUUUCCUUUCCUCCAUCGCUAAUGCUUGAACCCGCGGAUUGUCGAUAUGAGGAUGCGGCGAGCUGCCCAGUCCAUGUCCUACCUCUUUUCCGUGGGCGUUCCGAGACGUCGGGCACCACUUCUCCAAGUUGUAAUCCACCAUUAGACUUACAAAACGUGAUUUUCUUUUCUUGGCGUUGGAGACCCUCUGCAUUGCAUACAGCCUAUGCAAUCGAAUUCUGUACAUGGCCUGUUCAAGGUUUACUAUGGUUUGAAAAAUCUCUGGAGCUCUAGUCCACUCAGAUUAAAUAAAAGGACAAUGAUGCUGUUAACGUUUUUGGCAUGGAGGAGACCCUCACAGGUGGUCGCCGCGGCGUUGUG
Messenger RNA from Laetiporus sulphureus 93-53, 2590 nucleotides. RefSeq lists its product as uncharacterized. The record is from RefSeq and is a predicted model, not a curated record. The coding region runs from base 67 to 2193 and encodes 708 amino acids. NCBI's taxonomy places the organism in Eukaryota, Fungi, Basidiomycota, Agaricomycetes, Polyporales, Laetiporaceae. The transcript is spliced from 6 exons.